Caenorhabditis briggsae is the source of this 1200-nucleotide messenger RNA. RefSeq names its product Protein CBR-FAT-1 (gene Cbr-fat-1). Lineage: Eukaryota; Metazoa; Nematoda; Chromadorea; Rhabditida; Rhabditidae. Gene Ontology annotation, molecular function: oxidoreductase activity. The record is from RefSeq and is a predicted model, not a curated record. The transcript has 3 exons. Gene Ontology annotation, biological process: lipid metabolic process. Bases 1 to 1200 code for a protein of 399 amino acids.
AUGGUCGCUCAUUCCUCAGACGGGUUAUCCGCCACGGCUCCGGUCACCGGCGGAGAUGUUCUGGUUGAUGCUCGCGUUUCUAUUGAAGAGAAGCCACCACGCUCCUUGGAUUCAACUCAACAGUCUACUGAGGAGGAGCGCGUUCAAUUGCCAACUGUGGAUGCAUUCCGUCGUGCCAUUCCACCCCAUUGCUUCGAACGCGAUCUCACCAGAUCUCUCAGAUAUUUGGUGCAAGACUUUGCGGCCCUUGCUUUUCUUUACUUUGCUCUUCCUGUCUUCGAAUACUUUGGACUUGUCGGUUAUCUGGCAUGGAACGUAUUGAUGGGAGUCUUCGGAUUCGCUUUGUUUGUUGUCGGACACGAUUGUCUUCAUGGAUCAUUCUCAGAUAAUCAAGUUUUGAACGAUAUUAUUGGACACAUCGCAUUCUCUCCUCUUUUCUCUCCCUAUUUCCCAUGGCAAAAGAGUCACAAACUUCACCACGCUUUCACCAACCAUAUUGACAAAGAUCACGGACACGUUUGGAUUCAAGACAAAGACUAUGAAAAGAUGCCAACAUGGAAGAAGCUGUUCAAUCCAAUGCCGUUCUCGGGAUGGCUCAAAUGGUUCCCCGUUUACACACUGUUCGGAUUCUGCGAUGGAUCUCAUUUCUGGCCAUACUCUUCUCUUUUCGUCCGUGAUUCUGAGCGUGUUCAAUGCGUGAUUUCUGCCACUUGCUGUGUCGCUUGUGCCUAUGUUGCUCUCGCGAUUGCUGGAUCCUAUUCAAACUGGUUCUGGUACUACUGGGUUCCACUUUCCUUCUUUGGAUGCAUGCUCGUUAUUGUCACCUAUCUUCAACACGCUGAUGAAGUUGCUGAGGUUUACGAAGCUGAUGAGUGGAGUUUCGUGCGUGGACAAACCCAGACUAUCGAUCGUUUCUAUGGAUUUGGAUUGGAUGAGACCAUGCAUCACAUCACUGACGGACACGUUGCCCAUCAUUUCUUCAAUAAGAUUCCACAUUACCAUCUGAUCGAAGCUACUGAAGGUGUGAAGAAGGUUUUGGAGCCACUGUUCGAGACUCAGUACGGAUACAAGUACCAAGUAAAUUACGACUUCUUCGUCCGCUUCCUAUGGUUCAACAUCAAGCUCGACUAUCUUGUCCAUAAGACUAAAGGAAUCCUUCAAUUCCGAACAACUCUUGAGGAGAAGGCAAAAGCCAAGUAA